Molecule: messenger RNA, 1454 nt
Organism: Salmo salar (Atlantic salmon)
Lineage: Eukaryota; Metazoa; Chordata; Actinopteri; Salmoniformes; Salmonidae
Product: sentrin-specific protease 8
Biological process (GO): protein deneddylation
Molecular function (GO): deNEDDylase activity
Source: RefSeq, a predicted model, not a curated record
CACCCGCAUGGACACAGCGGGUCCCAAAUGUCUCGGGAAAGCCCACUUGCCCCGCAGUACUGUCGCAAAAUGUUUACAGGAGUGGAGCAGUUCGUACUCGUUUACGUUUCUUACUGCAACGAGGAAGGAAUGUUGCAUUUUUUAUGGACAUUUUUAGUGAAUGUGUAUGGUAAGACUGACCCUGUCUACCUGUCCACCCCCACCCUGCCUUGGAGAGAAUGGAUCCUGUUGUGUUGAGCUACCAGGACAGCCUCCUGCGGCGCUCUGAUGUGGCCUUACUGGAGGGCCCUCACUGGCUCAACGACCAGGUCAUUGGCUUUGCCUUCGAGUACUUUGCCGCUGAGCUCUUCAAAGGCCUUGGCGAAGCGGCCAUCUUCAUCAGCCCCGAGGUCACCCAGUUCAUCAAGUGUGCUGCCUGCCCGGAGGAACUAGCCCUGUUUCUGGAGCCGCUGGGGCUAGCUUCCCGGCGCUGGGUCUUCCUGGCUGUCAACGACAACUCCAUCCAGACUGCCGGCGGCUCUCACUGGAGCCUGCUGCUGUUCUUUCUAGUGUAGUGCAAUAGUAGUGUAAUUAAAAGGACUGUUUCUAGUGUAGUGUAAUAGUAGUGUAAUUAAAAGGACUGUUUCUAGUGUAGUGUAAUAGUAGUGUAAUUAAAAGGACUGUUUCUAGUGUAGUGUAAUAGUAGUGUAAUUAAAAGGACUGUUUCUAGUGUAGUGUAAUAGGAGUGUAAUUAAAAGGACUGUUUCUAGUGUAGUGUAAUAGUAGUGUAAUUAAAAGGACUGUUUCUAGUGUAGUGUAAUAGUAGUGUAAUUAAAAGGACUGUUUCUAGUGUAGUGUAAUAGUAGUGUAAUUAAAAGGACUGUUUCUAGUGUAGUGUAAUAGUAGUGUAAUUAAAAGGACUGUUUCUAGUGUAGUGUAAUAGUAGUGUAAUUAAAAGGACUGUUUCUAGUGUAGUGUAAUAGUAGUGUAAUUAAAAGGACUGUUUCUAGUGUAGUGUAAUAGUAGUGUAAUUAAAAGGACUGUUUCUAGUGUAGUGUAAUAGUAGUGUAAUUAAAAGGACUGUUUCUAGUGUAGUGUAAUAGUAGUGUAAUUAAAAGGAGUGUUUCUAGUGUAGUGUAAUAGUAGUGUAAUUAAAAUGACUGUUUCUAGUGUAGUGUAAUAGUAGUGUAAUUAAAAGGACUGUUUCUAGUGUAGUGUAAUAGUAGUGUAAUUAAAAUGACUGUUUCUAGUGUAGUGUAAUAGUAGUGUAAUUAAAAGGACUGUUUCUAGUGUAGUGUAACAGUAGUGUAAUUAAAAUGACUGUUUUUAGUGUAGUGUAAUAGUAGUGUAAUUAAAAUGACUGUUUGUAGUGUAGUGUAAUAGUAGUGUAGUUAAAAUGACCGUAGUAUAGUGUAAUUGUAGUGUCAUUUAAAGGACUGUUUGUAGUGUAGUGUAAUUAAAGGACUGUUACCUGA